CUUCUACCCCUUCACCCCUCCACCCCUGAUGCCUGUACUAUGUAGCUUUGUCAGACUUUCCCCUCCUUCAAACUCAUUCGAGCCGUAUUUGCCUGUUUAAGUUACACAGCGCAUACUUCAUAACCAAAUCUCUUUUCUUUGAAUUUUUAUUUUUGUAUCGCAUCGCUAUCGUGCUUCUAUAUCAUAUGCACAGCUUCGAAGUGGCAGCCUUGUCUAGAUACACUUUUAGAACUGUCCCUUUAUUUAUCUUAUCAAGAAUAUAACGUUGAUCCCUCCCCCCCCCACGACCCAUCAGCCUCAAGUUUGCUUAUUAUCCAUCGCUGAAAUUUCGCUCUCGUCAGCUUUGACAAGCUCACAUCAUUAAGAGUCGGCUUGCGUUCUUUGAUAUAAACAAGUCCUUUGGUAGUAGUUGGAUAUUAUACUUUUGUAUUCAAAGACUCAUCCGUUUCCAAUUGGUAUCCGUCGCUCUUUGUGUAUCUCGCUAGCUUCGAGUCGCAUCACGACCCAACCAACUAAUUUCUACCCGAAAUCGCAAAUCUACGACCUGCAUCAUUCGAAAGUAGCCAUACCAAAGACUAAACACCACUAAAUACCACAAUGUCAGACCUACAGGGACGUAAGGUCUUCAAGGUUUUUAACCAAGACUUCAUUGUUGAUGAACGAUACACCGUCACCAAGGAGCUAGGACAGGGAGCCUACGGUAUUGUCUGCGCUGCUGUUAACAACCAGACAAACGAGGGCGUCGCCAUCAAGAAAGUCACAAAUGUCUUCAGCAAAAAGAUCCUGGCCAAGCGCGCUUUGCGCGAAAUCAAACUCCUACAACACUUCCGAGGCCAUCGAAAUAUCACCUGCCUUUACGAUAUGGACAUUCCUCGACCCGAGAACUUUAACGAGACCUAUUUAUACGAAGAGGUGAUGGAGUGUGAUUUGGCUGCCAUCAUCCGAUCAGGCCAGCCCCUUACCGACGCCCACUUCCAAUCCUUCAUCUACCAGAUCCUCUGCGGCUUGAAGUACAUUCACUCGGCCAACGUUCUACAUCGUGAUCUAAAGCCAGGCAACCUACUCGUCAAUGCCGACUGUGAAUUGAAGAUUUGCGAUUUCGGCUUGGCUCGUGGCUUCUCCGUGGACCCUGAGGAGAAUGCUGGAUAUAUGACUGAGUAUGUUGCUACACGAUGGUAUCGUGCGCCCGAAAUCAUGUUGAGUUUCCAGAGUUAUACCAAAGCUAUUGACGUCUGGUCUGUGGGAUGUAUUCUGGCUGAACUUCUGGGAGGACGACCAUUCUUCAAGGGUCGCGACUAUGUUGACCAGCUAAACCAAAUUCUCCACAUACUUGGAACCCCUAACGAAGAGACACUCUCCCGUAUCGGCUCUUCUCGCGCUCAAGAAUACGUUCGAAACUUACCAUUCAUGCCUAAGAAGCCCUUCCCUGCCCUAUUCCCUAACGCAAACCCGGACGCUUUGGACUUACUCGAUCGCAUGCUGGCUUUCGACCCCUCUUCGCGUAUCAGCGUCGAGCAGGCGCUAGAGCACCCCUACUUACACAUCUGGCAUGAUGCAUCUGACGAGCCUGACUGUCCAUCCACUUUCAAUUUCGACUUCGAAGUCAUCGAUGACGUUGGUCAGAUGCGGGAGAUGAUCAAAGACGAAGUAUUCCGCUUCCGGCAAUUAGUACGCACGGUACCCGGAAGUAUCGGCGGAGGGGCCGGACCGCAGGCGGGGGCGGGUCAGGUACCAUUACCAAGUGGUGGAGGUACACAAUGGAGAGCCGAGGACCCACGCCCUCAGGAAUACAUGAAUCAAAUAGGAUUGGAGGGUGAGCUGCAGGGUGGAUUGGAUGCCAGCAGGAGAUAGAAUCUCUACUUCCAACACCCCCGAAUGGUUUGGAGCGCCAUAGAUAAGGAAACGAGCGUAACGUUCAGAAAACCUCAAAAUUUCGCCCGACGAUUUAGUCGCU
This is a messenger RNA of Hypoxylon fragiforme, 1954 nucleotides long. RefSeq names its product mitogen-activated protein kinase mkc1. The transcript is spliced from 5 exons. Gene Ontology annotation, molecular function: MAP kinase activity; ATP binding. Gene Ontology annotation, cellular component: nucleus; cytoplasm. NCBI's taxonomy places the organism in Eukaryota, Fungi, Ascomycota, Sordariomycetes, Xylariales, Hypoxylaceae. The coding region runs from base 598 to 1851 and encodes 417 amino acids. Gene Ontology annotation, biological process: intracellular signal transduction; protein phosphorylation. The record is from RefSeq and is a predicted model, not a curated record.